AUGGCAGGAACAAAUUCAAAACGUAUAUUAGCUGAAAUAACAAAAUUACAAAGCUUAGCAACAGAAAAUAAUCCAUCAUCCGUUCAAUUUCUUCUUGAUAAAACACCUAUGGAUAAUCCAGGAUCAAAUAUAAUUCUUGGAAGAAUUUUACCUAAAUCACAACCUUAUAAUCAAGUUGCAUUUCAAAUAGAAAUGAAAUUACCAAUUGAGUAUCCAUUUAAACCACCUGAAGUUCGUUUUAUUACACCUAUUUAUCAUCCAAAUGUUAGUGAAGAUGGUAAAAUAUGUGUUGAAAUACUUAAUUCAGGAGAAAGUUUUAAACCAACAACAACAUUAGUUGAUAUUGUUAAAGCUGUUGUUGAACGUGUUGAUAAUCCAAGUGUUGAUCAUGCACUUAAACCAGAAAUUGGCGCUGAAUAUUCACAAAAUAGAACUGCAUUUGAUCGUAAAGCAUUAGAUAUGGUUAAAAAACAUGGUUUAUCACGACACUAA
Molecule: messenger RNA, 492 nt
Organism: Rotaria sp. Silwood1
Lineage: Eukaryota; Metazoa; Rotifera; Eurotatoria; Philodinida; Philodinidae
Source: the annotation of a GenBank genome assembly